Messenger RNA from Aplosporella prunicola CBS 121167, 327 nucleotides. RefSeq lists its product as uncharacterized. The coding region runs from base 1 to 327 and encodes 108 amino acids. NCBI's taxonomy places the organism in Eukaryota, Fungi, Ascomycota, Dothideomycetes, Botryosphaeriales, Aplosporellaceae. The record is from RefSeq and is a predicted model, not a curated record. The transcript is spliced from 2 exons.
AUGGAAGCCGCCGGCCUUGCAGUGUCUGCUUACAAGGGCGUGUAUCUUGUAUCGAGAUUCUUGUACAAGACGGCAAUAUCUGCAAAGCACUACAAUGGAGAGCAGAAAGAUCUGCUUCUCGAGUUUCUGAUUGGGUUUCUUCGCUUCAGAGCUUUGUGGAAGGUCUUGGUCGAUAAUGAUGGAGAGUUUGUAGAGGGUAAAGACUUCCAGCAGGAGUGGUUGAGCAUCUUCAGUGGAAUAUUGGAGGAAAUCUGCGUGUGUUUUCUGGACUACGCCAAAAUCGUAGACGAUUUCGAUGAGGAGUACCAGAAGUACUCAUCGUACUGA